Messenger RNA from Mesocricetus auratus (golden hamster), 2513 nucleotides. RefSeq names its product calpain 10 (gene Capn10). Gene Ontology annotation, cellular component: cytoplasm. NCBI's taxonomy places the organism in Eukaryota, Metazoa, Chordata, Mammalia, Rodentia, Cricetidae. The transcript has 10 exons. The record is from RefSeq and is a predicted model, not a curated record. Gene Ontology annotation, molecular function: calcium-dependent cysteine-type endopeptidase activity. Gene Ontology annotation, biological process: proteolysis. The coding region runs from base 3 to 1946 and encodes 647 amino acids.
CGAUGUCACAUGACCCGAGCGAGGCUCCUAGUUGGCUGCAGCCGGGUUACCUGGACAACGGAGCUUGCGGCGCCAGGCGGGUCAGCACCAGUAGGUCUCGCGGGCUAAGCUGCCCAGGUUUGCAGCGACGGUCACGCACUCGCUCCCGGGCGGCGACCGAGUCCACAGGCAGCAGAUGGGAGCCCAGGGCGCCGAAGAUGCGGGCGGUCGGGGCCGAGACGCCGGCGCGGGAGCUCUUCCAGGACGCCGCAUUCCCCGCCUCGGACUCCUCGCUCUUUUUCAACUUGUCCACGCCUCUGGCCCAGUUUCGGGAGGACAUCACUUGGAGACGGCCCCAGGAAAUCUGUGCCACACCCCAGCUGUUUCCAGAUAACCCAUGGGAGGGACAGGUGAAGCAAGGGCUGCUGGGGGAUUGCUGGUUCCUGUGUGCCUGUGCUGCCCUGCAGAAGAGUCAACACCUCCUGGACCAGGUCUUCCCUCCAGGACAGCCAAGCUGGUCUGACCAGAAGUACCAAGGUUUCUUCACCUGUCGAAUUUGGCAGUUUGGACACUGGGAAAAGGUGACCAUAGAUGAUCGUCUGCCUUGCCUUGCCGGGAGACUCUGCUUCUCCCGGUGCCAGAGAGAGGAUGUGUUCUGGCUUCCCUUACUGGAAAAGGCCUAUGCUAAGGUCCAUGGAUCCUAUGAGCACCUGUGGGCAGGGCAGGUGGCAGAUGCCCUGGUGGAUCUCACUGGAAGCCUGGCGGAAAGGUGGAGCUUGAAAGACAUAGUGGGAGCCAGUGGCCAGCAGGACAGACCCAGCGGCGGGGAGCAGAGGACUUGUCGGCAGCUACUCCGCCUGAAGGAUCAGUGUCUGAUCAGCUGCUCUGUGCUCAGCCCCAGAGCAGGUGCUAGGGAGCUUGGGGAGUUCCAUGCCUUCAUCAUCUCAGAUCUGCGAGAGCUGUGGAGUCGCACUGGCCAGGGUAUCCUUCUGUUGCGGAUUCAUAACCCUUGGGGCCGACGUUGUUGGCAGGGCCUCUGGAGAGAGGGGGGCGAAGGGUGGAACCAGGUAGAUCCAUCCAAGGAGUCUGAGCUGCUGGCACAACUCCAGGAGGGAGAGUUCUGGGUGGAGGAAGAGGAGUUCCUCAGGGAAUUUGACGAGGUCACCAUUGGCUACCCAGUCACAAAGGCUGGCCACCUACAGAGUCUCUACACAGAGAAGGUGCUGUGUCACACUCGGGCACUGCCUGGCGCCUGGGUUAUCGGGCAGUCAGCUGGAGGCUGCCGGAACAACAGUUGCUUUCCCUGCAACCCCAAGUUCUGGUUACGGCUCUUGGAACCUAGUGAGGUGUGUGCCGCUGUCCUUCAGAGACCCCGGAGGUGCCUACUGGGUCAGACCCGGUCACUGUUAGGUGCCAGUCCAGCACCUGAAAAUCUCCCAAGCAAGGACUACCAGGCUGUGGGCCUGCACAUCUGGAAGGUAGAGAAGCGGAAGGUCAGCCUGCCCAGAGUCCUGUCCGCACCCCCUGUGGCUGGUACUGCAUGCCAUGCGUAUGACCGUGAGGUCCACUUGCGCUGUGAGCUCUCCCCGGGCUACUACCUGGUCGUCCCCAGCACCUUCUUGAAGGAUGUACCAGGGCAGUUCCUGCUCCGGGUCUUCUCCACUGGGAAGAUCUCCCUCAGUGCUGUCAGGACGGCCACCAAGGGUGCCUCACCUGGAACAGCCCUGCCUGCAGGCGAAUGGGAGACUGUGCAGCUACGGGGCUGCUGGAGAGCCGGCCAGACAGCUGGGGGCAGCAGGAACUUCGCCUCUUACCCCUGCAAUCCCUGCCUCCCCUUCUCCGUUCCUGAGGGUGCUGGUCCCCGCUACAUCCGUAUCACCCUGCACCAACACUGCCGACUCAGUGACAGCCAGCUCCACCCCAUUGGCUUCCAUAUCUUUCAGCCAACAGGCCAGGGAACACUCUGAGCAAAGCUGUAGUUGGAGAAAUGGGAGAAGAAAGAAGUUCUGCGCUAGAGGCCAAGGGUCUUAGGCUACAGAUUCCAUGAUGACAGUGAGGCUUCCCAUCCCAUGAUUGUUCAUUUGGGGCCUCACUUCACGGUGAGCAUUGACGGAGAAUGCGGGUAACAUGGGGAGGAGAGAGCAGGAAUUGCUCAAAAAGGUUCUGUUGAGGGGUGUAAGUGUAUCCCAGAAGGCUGGACUCUUGAGUCAGGCCACCUGGAGCUCUGACCAGGCCUCUGGCAAGAGUGGCAAAGGGGUGUAAUAGCUCCGGGACUGAGCGUCAGCUACCCCAGCUGACCUAGGCAUUAUGCCCUCAGCUGAGCUGUUCAGAGGGAGAGCGAGCCAUGCCAUCGUGUAUGAGCCUCCCCAUGCUGAUCCUACCUUUGCCCCAGGUUCCAGCAGAUGGAGAGAGUCAGAAUGCGUGUUCCCUGCUGCUCCAGGAGCCACUGCUAAGCUGUGUGCCACACCGCUAUGCCCAGGAAGUGAGCCGCCUCUGCCUCCUGUCAGUGGGGACCUACCGGGUUGUGCCCUCCA